Molecule: messenger RNA, 12272 nt
Organism: Heterocephalus glaber (naked mole-rat)
Lineage: Eukaryota; Metazoa; Chordata; Mammalia; Rodentia; Bathyergidae
Gene: Npffr1
Product: neuropeptide FF receptor 1
Biological process (GO): G protein-coupled receptor signaling pathway; cellular response to hormone stimulus
Cellular component (GO): plasma membrane
Molecular function (GO): peptide binding; neuropeptide receptor activity
Source: RefSeq, a predicted model, not a curated record
UCUGCUAGUGGGGACCACACUUUGAGAACUGCUGUGCCUGGACCUUCUCCCUGUGCUGACUUUCAGUGGUCCAGAGCUUGGUCUCUGAGAUCAUCAGCAUGCCCUGGAGACAGCCUCAUUACAUCCUAAGACCUCCAGCAGGUUAAUUGGGUUUAAUGGGUAAAAAUUUCACAGGAUGUAGCCAGAAGGGCACCUGACAGAUCCCAGAAAGGACAAGUCCAAGGUGUUAAUGAAGUCUUCUGCCUGGAGGCAAGCAGCCCUGCCAUCCAGGGAAUUGCUGGGAACAGGCAGAUGUUCUUCCUCAGGGAGAGAGGACCAGGUGUAGUGCUGGAAGUUGGACUGAGUCUAACAUGCCCAGGCUUGGUGGAGGCACUAGAGACAGGCAGGGUCAUUCUCAGAUACUUUCUGGGAGUAGAUUUUGGAAAAUGGCUUCACUUGAGAGCCAAGGGAAGGGAGUUGAGGAAGCAGAUAGGCUAGAGUCUAUCCUGAAAGGUUCUGGCAAUUUCUUCUGCCCAUGCACACCCACUGAUCUCCCGCAAUCAUGGAAACUACUUUGGGGUUGACUUUGAGGCUCAGCUCGGUGAUCCUUGUGACAGGCCUGGGAUAAGUGAUGCUAUCCUGGGCUCUUUCUGGAGAGGCCUAAAGAAGGCCUUCAACACAGCACUGCCCCCUCUGAGCAGCACCUUGUCUCCUGGUGUCAGGAUCUGAACUUCCUUUUCUGCUUCCUACAAAUAUUUAUUCAUUGCACAUUCAUCAGCUGUUUACUUAAGCAUUGAGUAGGGGCAGGCACUGCCACCAGCAAGAAAGGGAAGAUCCUUGCUCUGCAGAAACUGACUUUCAAGCACAGGGUAGAGGGGAGGCACUAAUCCUGAAAACAAAUUAAAUAUGAACAGACUGAUGAACAUAAGUUACUGUGAGAGAUAAUAGAGGAGGAAUCAGUGUGGGCUUCUCUGGGGAGACAACAUGUAAGCUGAGAACCAAAGGAGGGGAAGAACAAAGGCUGAGGGGUUAGAAAAAGCAAGAGUGUAUAGGCUCUGAGAGGGUGUCAAAGUGGCCAGACUGUCACAGGCCUAGGAGAGAGAGGCACUGCAUAGGACCGGGCGAUGUCAACAGGAUCAGACCACACAGCGUGGUUGAAGCCAGGGUAAAGAAUGUGGAUUGUAUUUAAAAUGCAAUUAAGGGUCUGGGUAAUGCUCAUUAGUGGGUGCUAAAGUAUUAAAUGAAAAGCAGAUGGGGAACUUGAUGGUGGAGGAUCAGACUGAAAUCCUCUGAAGCUGCUGAUCAAGCUAAGCACCACAAAUCAAGAGACUACCAGACAUACUCUGAUCAAACCUCUCAGAUCCAACUACUAAUUAUAGGAAAUACAGGCCACAGAGAGCAGAAUGUGUAAAACGACAUCACAAGGGAGCAAUCAGCAAAAUCUGCAGGAAACUUACAGAUAAAUCAUGCCAUCUUUAUGACAAAUAUAUUGCAAAGGAGAAAGACACAGAGGGGGAAGCUGUAAACUAAAAAAGACCCAGGAGCCAUAUCAGUCAAAUGCAGUAUAGGCUUGGUGGUAGAUUUUAUAAUGACAAAACUUAGUGAAUCACACUCCCAGGUCCAGAUCCUCUUUGCAAUGUAAUGUGGGUGUUCGUUCCUCCUACUGAGAGCUGGAAACUAUUUCUUCACUCACUUGCACCCGUGCUGCUUUGGCCAAUGGGAAGUGGCAGAAAUGACGUGAAAAUACCAGUUUCUUAAUUUGCUCUUGGAACUCUGAGGGCUCUGUUCUCUAAAGAGCCCAGUCCAGGGCCGGGGAUGUAGCUCAGUGGCACCACACCUGCCUGGCAAGCACAAGGUUCUGAGUUCAGUUCCCGGUACCAGAAAAAAAAAAAAAGCCCAGCCUCCUGGAGGAUGAGGCCAGUAGAGAACUGAGACCCCCACCCCAUGCCAGUAGCCAGCACUAAUCACUAAUAACAGGAAGGAGGUUGUCUUAAACCUUCCAGCCCCAGCCAUCAGAUGGCCACAGCUGCAUGAGAGAUCUCAAGAGAAACCUGCAGAAGAACCACCCAGAUGUCAAAGCCAUGGUGCCACAGCACUAAGUGUUGGGGUGGUUUGCCAAGUGUUUGGGGUAGUAGCAAUCUUGCUCAGAUCCUCAAACCAUUCACACAAUUAGGAAACCAUCAGGGAAUUUUGAAUGGUGGAUGCUGAACAUUUGCUAAUAGUGCAACUUAAUGGCUAAUUUUGCUAGACUUGAUAAUGAUGUGAUAGUGGCUUUUUAAAAAAUUAGAGACUCAGGGGCGGGGAUUUAGCUCAGUGGUUCCACCACCUGCCUCGAAAGUGCAAGGUCCUGAGUUUGAUCCCCAGUACCAAAAAAAAAAAAGAGAGAGAGAGAUGCAUUUUAGAGCUACAAUCUGAAAUAUUUGUGGAUGAAAAGAAAUGAUGUCUGGUGUUUGCUUCAAAAUAACUCAAAAAGACAGUAUAGCUGGAACAAGGUUGGCCUUCAGUUGAUUGUUGUUGAAGGUAGGUGAAGUAUACAAGGGAAUUCUUUAUACUACUCUGUCUUGUACUGGUUUGUUAAACUAUGCUCUUUGAGGGCCAAGGAUUUAGCUCAGUGGUUCCGCCGCCUGCUUCAAAAGCGCAAGGACCCGAGUUCGAUCUCCGGUACCAAAAAAAAAACUAUGCUCUUUGAUAGGUUCACUAUAACAGUCUCUCUUGUACAAAGUUAUAUUUUCUAUAUUAUAAUAAUGAUGUUUGCCACUGGAAGCCUAAGCAGAGGGUAUCAUCCCCUCUUACCAGGCUCAGGAACUUUCCAACUUCCCAGCUCUGCCCUCCAAUGAAGUGCCCCCCUCAGCCACUGCUCAUCCCUGCAGUACUGAUGGCUCCAGCUCAUUGGCCCUGCUGCCCCCAGGGACCUCCAGCCUCCAGGUCUCAAGCCUCCAGUGGGCCAGUGGCUGAGCUCUGGGUACAGCAGAAAGGUUCCCCAGAGACUCUUCAUCCCUUGGACUGGGCCACAUUCAGUCCCAGAGGAAGGCAGUUUGUAAGACAACAUGGUGAGUCACCACAGCUAAUGACUUCCCAGAAGAGCUAUGGUUGGACACUGAGCUGAUUCCUUCGAAACACGGCUUGAGAAACACAUGCUCAAGCCUGGUUCUGAAGCAGAAACAGAAACAGAAGGGCCACCUUGCUACAUGUUCAGUAUGGAGCUAAGCAAGCACAGGAUGCUCUUCCUGCCUGCAGACUUCUGGGUACAAGGAGAGAGAACAGAGCUGCUGUAGCCUGGCAAGAGCUAGAGCCAUGGAAGAAGAGCAUCUUUGUCCAUUUUCUGUUGCUAUAAUGAAAUACCCAAGAUUGGGUCGUCUAUAAAAAACUAGCUUAUUUAGUUUGUGGUUUGAGGGGCUGGGAAGUCCAAGAGCAUGGUGCCAGUAUCUUCUAGGGCCUUCAUGCUACAUUGUGACAUGGUGGAGGGAUCAUAUGGUGAGACAGAAAGUAUGCUAGCUCAGAAUCUCUUUCUUCUUAUAAAGCCACUAAUGCCAUCCAGGGGGCCCCACCCUUAUGACCUCAUUAAUCCUAAUUAUCUCCCAAAGGCCCCACUUCUAAAUAUAUUAACAGGAUUUGGGGAAUUAAGAGUCCAACACAUGAGCUUUUGGAGGAUACACUGAAAAAAUAGCAAGGAUCAAGCUGUGCCCGUAAGGGACUGGGAGGCAUCUUCUGGCAGAAUUGGGCCAAGUGAGGAGGGAGUUAGGAGACAAAUGCCUGGACCUCACCUUUUUUCUCCCCUUGCAUCUCCUUUACACCACCUAUUGGCUAAACCCAGUCAGAAGCCAGAGGGCAAGGGAACCCCUAUGAUGUAGGCCAUAGAAGUAAGAGCCAUUUUUGGCCAAGAGCAAGGCCCAGGAGGAUGGAGCAUGGAUGGGUUGGAGAGUAUUGAUGGAGAAGAGUCAACACUGGGGAAUGGGUCUUGGGGAAGAUGGGGUAAGAGAUCAGGGUUGGAGUGGUGGUGAGUUAGAAGGUGUGAAUGGAUCCAUUGGCAUUGGAGUCAAGCACAUGACCAGGAUACAAAGGUGAGCCACACAGAAGGGUCUCACCCAUGGUGAAGAGUUGGCCAUGUCUUCUUUGCCUAGGGUCCUGACUUCUAUGCUCUUUUGGUCCUAGGGGAGCCCUCUCAGUCUCCCAAUGGCAGCUGGCCCCCAAGUCAGAAUGAGAGUAAUGCUGAGGUUGCUCCAGCUGCAAACCUCACCUUCUCCUCCUACUACCAGCACUCCUCACUGGUGGCAGCCAUGUUCAUCGUGGCCUAUGUGCUCAUCUUCCUUCUCUGCAUGGUGGGCAACGCCCUGGUCUGCUUCAUUGUGCUUAAGAAUCGGCACAUGCGCACUGUCACCAACAUGUUCAUCCUCAACUUGGCUGUCAGCGACCUGCUGGUGGGCAUCUUCUGCAUGCCCACCACCCUUGUGGACAACCUCAUCACUGGGUGGCCCUUCGACAAGUCCACAUGCAAGAUGAGCGGCUUGGUGCAAGGCAUGUCUGUGUCAGCUUCCGUUUUCACACUGGUGGCCAUCGCUGUAGAAAGGUUCCGCUGCAUCGUGCACCCUUUCCGAGAGAAGCUAACCCUGCGGAAGGCGCUGGUCACCAUCGCGGUCAUCUGGGCCCUGGCACUGGUCAUCAUGUGUCCCUCGGCUGUCACGCUGACCGUGACGCGCGAGGAGCACCACUUCAUGGUGGAUGCGCGGAACCGCUCCUACCCGCUCUACUCGUGCUGGGAGGCCUGGCCUGAGAAGGGCAUGCGCAAAGUCUACACCGCCGUGCUCUUUGCGCACAUCUACCUGGCACCGCUGGUGCUCAUCGUGGUCAUGUACGCCCGCAUCGCGCGCAAGCUCUGCAAGGCAGCCGGCCCCUCGAGCGAUGGUGAGGAGGCUGCGGGAGAGGGCAGUCGCGCCUCGCGGCGCAAGGCACGCGUGGUACACAUGCUGGUCAUGGUGGCGCUGUUCUUCACAUUGUCCUGGCUGCCGCUCUGGGCGCUGCUACUGCUCAUCGACUUCGGGCAGCUUAGCGAGCCGCAGCUGCACCUGCUGUCCGUCUACGCCUUCCCCUUCGCGCACUGGCUGGCUUUCUUCCACAGCAGCGCCAACCCCAUCAUCUACGGCUACUUCAAUGAGAACUUCCGCCGUGGCUUCCAGGCCGCUUUCCGAGCCCAGCUCUGUGCGCUGCCCUGUGGCGGCCAGCACGCUGCCGCCUACUCCGAGCGGCCCUUCGGGCUCCUGCGCAGGCGGGUCUUGGUGGAGGUGCAGCCCAGCGACUCAGGUCUGCCCUCGGAGUCGGCCGCCAGCAGUGGUGCCCCUAGGCCUGGCCAUCUCCUACUGCGCAACGGGCGGGUGGCCCACCAGGGCUUGCCCGGGGAGGGACCGGGCUGCUCCCAUCUGCCCCCCACCCUGCCAGCCUGGAACAUCUGAGGUGGUCCCCACUGCACACGUGACCCCCAGCACGGGGCUGCACCCUGGAGUUAGAAGAGGGUGCCAGGAUGCUUCCUUGUCACACAGGUGGGCUGGGCUGGUUCACUCUGAGAGAGGCUGGUGAGGGGAAGAGGAAGGAGGGAAGUUCCCCAAACCCUUCUGUAUGGUGGACUGGACAACCAUCAUCUUGCUGAAUCCUCACAAGGCUUUGCGAAUGGGCUUUCAAAUUUUUUGUGCUGGGGAUUGAACCCAGGGCCUUUGCACUGAGCUGCAUCUUCAGCCAUUUUGGUCCUUAUAAAGGUUUUGUUUUGUUUUGUCUUUGAGACAAGGUCUCGCUAUGUAGUUCAGCCUGGCCUUGAAUUCGCUAUGUAACCCAGGCUGGCCUCAAACUCAUGGUGAACCUUCUGCCUCGGCCUCCCCUGUGCUCAGAUUACAGGCGUGAAGCACCACUCCCGGCUCCUUUUAAAGUUUGAAGCAGGGUCUCACUAAGGAAGUCACUAAAUUGCCAGACCUGGGCUUAAACUUGGGAUUCUCCUGCUUCAGCCUCCUAGAGUGCUAGUAUUAUAGGUGUGUGCCACCAGCUUGCAAAUAAACUCUUAUCCCCCUUCUACAAAUGCAAAAACAAAGACCCUUAAGAGGAGAGGUGACUAGCCCAAGGUCUCUCAGCUGGAGAUUUCACUUUCCCUUUUGUCUGCAAAAGCAGUGAAGUAUAUAAAUGGCAAUUAGGGAACAGAGAAGCAGGAAGGAACUCUGACCUGUGGUUUGAUGCUGGGAACCUGUAUCUUGGGGUGCCCCUAUGUGCUGAGACUGAAGCCACUCCCCUGACCCUUUCCUAGGAGGACAAUCUGUGUCCCUCCCACCAGCUAUAAUCUGUUGGUCUGUUCCAAGAAGGAUUUCUGCCAUUCUCUCCCAGGACAGCACAACUGAGCAGCCUCAGGAACCCUGGGGAGCCUGUUCCAAUUGCGGGGAUCCUGAGCCCAGGGAAGGGAAGAGGAACACUCUGCACCUCCAUCACCAAGACCCAGGCAGAACUUACAAUGCCACAGGCAGCUGAGAGGCCAAAUGCAGCUGUCUGUUUGUUAACAUGUGGGCCAGGGGGAGAGGAACGCACAGCAUCUACUUCCUGCCCUGGGAAAUGCAUCUGCUCACGGGGGCUCCAGGGGCUCCGGGGGCUGCUGGUACCAAGCCUUCUCCAAGGCUUCUCUUCCCUGCUUAUGGCGAGGGAAAAGUUGGCCAUCUAAAGCUGCAGCUGGGUGGCCUCUGGGGACUCUCGACGGACAAACACUAAACCCCUCCCCAGCAUGGAUGACUCAUGCACCCUAAAAAUGGAGCAGGGUGCAGGAGAUCUGUGUUUCUGUGGCUCUCACCUGCAUCACUCCAAGAGUGAGGCAAACUCCAGGAGGCAGGAAGGAUGGGGCUGCCUCUGGUGGUUCUUCUGAAGCUCCAGUAAUCUGCAGCUAACUGGACAGCUUCCCUUCACCUCCACUACUUCCAUUGUUAGACAUUUAGUGGAUAAAAGAGAAAGAAACACUUCUAGGAGUCAGGUCUCUGAGGCUCUGAUAGUUUCUUUAGUCAAUAUACAAUGACUUGACCCUGCUUAUUCCACUCUAAGCUUUGGGUACAGGGGCUGAAGAAAAUGGACGGCCGUUCUAGUGUCCAAGUAUGUCCCAGACACUGUGUCAUUUGAUUCAUACAAGUUGAGAUGGAAGAUGUUGUUAUUGCCAUCUCGCCAAGAAACUGAGGCCCAAAAUGGCCAAGGUCACAGGGCCAUAGAAGGGCAGAAUUUGCAUGAGAACUGGGCUUCUGAUUGUUCUUCCCACACUGCAUCCUGUAUUUCAGGGAAAGUGGGCAUAGCAGGGAGCAACACUGGAAAUUCCCCAAAGGUUUUCUGCCCAACAUGAAACCAAAAGGCAGUAUCAUGGUAACCAGGCUCUCGGGCUGGGAAAUGAGAGUCUAUUGUGUUUGCCCUUGUAAUUUCCAGCCUGAGCUGCCCUGUGCGUGAUGUUUGUACCCAUGUACUGAGCAGGCUGCCAAGGUUCCUCACGACUCUGGUCCAGGAGUCUGGAAGGGAUGGAUGAAGGUCUCAGGCUGGGUGUGUCACCCUGCCCCUGAGUGACCAUGCAUGGUCCCCUUCUCUGGUUCUGUUUCAGUGUCCUGUGUCACACAGGCCUGAGCAUUGUUGGCUGUUUAUGAAGACUUCUGACUCUAGGAUCUAAAAAUAGGCCAAAGAGCCAUCGCAGACCCCAAAUACCCAUCCCUGUGGCUGGGAGCUUUCUGAGAUCAUCUCUCCCCUGAGACAUUUCUUGCCUUUUAGCCUGGCCUCCCUACCACAAAAUCACAACCUUUCCAGAAGGAGGGUGUGAGGGGACCAAGAUACUCUGCAAACAAUCUUUCCAUUUCAAUCUCUUUGCUUCAUUAACCUCCCAAAGUUGGGAGGCUCUCAGAGGUCAUGACUGCCAGAAACCCCCUGGAGGUCACAAUUCAUAGAUGUUGCUGCUAUUUUUACUUCUUAAAAAAAAAAAUCGGAGGCUAUGCCUGCCUGUUCCAAGACUGAUCUGAAUGGUGACAGAUGAUCUGAUGCUGUCAUGAAGCAGUGAGGCCUUGUAGGGGGAUUGGGAGCUUGUUUCUUUGUGUAUGUGAUAAUAUACAUGCAACGUAAAAUGUGCCAUUCUAACCAUUUUAAGUGCAUAGAUCAAAGGCUUUAAACAAAUUCACAUUGUUGUGUAACCACUACCACUACCCAUUCCCAGAACAUUUUUGUCAUCUCAAAUUGCAGCUCAGUGCCCAUUAAAGAGUCACCCCCCACCCCCUCCUCCCGGCCCUGAGUAACCGUCAUUUUACUUUCUGUCUGAAUCUGACCCCUCUAGUUACUUCAAGAAAGUGGAAUCGUAUUCAUCCCUUUGUGACUGUUCUUUAACUUAGCAUAGUGAUCUCAAGGAUCAGCCAUGUUGUAGCCUGUGUCAAAAUGGUCUUUCUUUUUAAAGGCUGAAUAGUAUUCCAUUGCACAUACAGUUCACCUUUUGUCUAUUCAUUUGCCUUCAGUGGGUCUUUGGUUUGUUUCCACCUUUUGGCUAUGGUAAAUAAUGUGUGGUGCUUUUAGAUAAUGAAAGUCGUUCCUACAAAUAGUUCCUGUGUGAGUCUGAGGACAAAAACCGCAAGAUCUCUCCAACUUGGCAUUUAUAGGUGACAGAGCAGAGGCUCCAAGGACAGCUGUGACCUGUCUCACACUCUGCCUGCCUCAGUUGCUCUAAGCUCCCUCCCACUGGGCUUAGUUUCUUGACUAGAGCAGCUAAAAAACUGUAUCCUCCACCCACAGUGUACUUUUAUGAAGCUGUUUUUGUAAUUAUAGCUUUGUUAUCUUUGCUGGAUUCCUGUGUCCUGACACCUGGGCCCUGUUGGGAGCCUCAUACAACCACGGGCCUCAAGGACAGUCCACAUGGGCCUCUCCCGAUGAUGUGCCACCCUCUGCCUCUGGCUAGGCCGGGUCUCCCAAGGUGACUGCCCUCUCACAGACGGAGAGUUUGGGGAUAAACUGAGUGUGUGAUGGGAGAAGAGGCCAGCAGCCUGUUGACACUGAGCGUCUCCACCCCAGAGGGGCUCUUGGAGGGACUCUGUGUCCUGUGGUGCCAUGUGCAACAAGAGCAGCCAUUCUCAUUGCAGAUCUCCACGGAUGAAUGGGCUCUUGACUUCCUCAAGACCGAGCGACACUCAGCUGACCAACGUGAGCUGGAGGCGGGAGCCACUUGGGCCACAAACCACAGUCUACCCAGCCCUGGGCUUCAGGCUUUCUCCUGGGGCCUGGAGGAUGCAUGAGUUGACUUGGGUUGGAAUGGAGGGCAUAGCUGGCAGACGAGGACCAGAGCCCCCUAUCAUUAGCCUACUGUGUAUUCAUCCCCAACUCCAGAUGGGAGCCAAGCCCAGGGCUGCAGGGACAAAGCAUUGCUAUUAAGCUCUGAACCUUUCUGGAUCCAUUUCCUCAGCUCACCACCCUGAAGUGCCACUGAGGAAAGAUCAAUAAGAAAGCAGUGACCAAAUAGGCUUCAUUAUAAGUAACUGAUGUUGCAUCAAAAUAGAGUCCCUGUUGAAUGACCCAAUUUCUGUUGGGUUUUUUUUUUUCUCUGUUCAAAAGUACUACAUAAUCAUUGUGGAAAUUUUACAAAAUUUAGAUAAGACGAGAAAAUUAGAGACACCCAUGUCCUAUCAAAAGAGAUAGUCACUUUCAUGUGCAGAUAGAUUUGAUAUUUUUGUAACAGCUUUACUAAGACAAUUUGCGUAUAAAAUUCACCCUUCGUAAGUGUAUGUCCAGUAAGCUUUCGCUGUUGUAUACAUUGUAUAACCACUGUGAUACUCAAGAUAUGUCCAUCAUCCCAAAAAGUUCCCUUGGGUCAUUUUAUAGCCAAUCCUUUCUCCCCACUCUCUAUCUCAGGAAACCACCAUCUGAUUUCUGAAUGCUGUGUACAUGAGAUCAGACAGUGGGUAGCCUUUUGAUUCUGGCUUCUUUUCACUCAGCAGUGUGUUUUUGAGGUUCAUUCAUAUUUCAAAUUUAUCAAUCCAUUCUUUUUGGUUUUUUUGGUACCGGGGAUCAAACUCGGGUCCUUGUGCUUGCGCAGCAGGCAGAGAAACCACUGAGCUAAAUCCCCGGCCCAAUCCAUUCUUUUUUUGGUACUGGGAAUCGAACUCGGGGACUUGUGGUUGUGAGGCAAGGGGCAGAACCACUGAGCUAAAUCCCCAGUUAAUCCAUUCUUUUUAUUGCUGAGUAGUAUUCCAUUGUGUAUAAACACAUUUUGUUUAUCCAUUCAACAGAUGGUAGUCACUGGGGAUAUUACCAGUUUUUGAGUAUUUUGAAUAAUGCUGCUAUGAACAUUCACAUAGAAAUGUUUCUAUAUAUGCAUAUGCUUUCAAUUGUCUUAGGUAAGUACCUAGGAUUUAGUCUACUGGAUUACAUGGUAAGAAUAUAAAAGAAACUGCCGAGGUGUUUUCCAAAGUGUUGAACCAUUUUGCAUUCUCAUCAGCAGAGUAUGAAAGUUCCAGUUGUCCUGCAUUCUUGCCAACACUUAGUAAUAUCCAUCUUGAUGACUCGUGAUGCUGGAUAUUUUUUCACAUACUUAUUGGCCAUUCUUACAUCUUUUAUUAUAAAGUGUUUUCAAAUCUAUUUUUAAAAGUAUGAUUAUAUUAUAGACUUCUCCCCCCAAAUUUGCCCUAAAUCUAACAGGCACUUAUCACUAAUAGAAGAUUUAAAAACGCAUCAAGAAUGGGUUUAACCAAGGAUGGUGGCAUGCAUCUGUAAUUCCAGCUACUCAGGAGGCUGAGGCCAGAGGAUCUCAAGUUCAAGGCCAGCCUGGACCAUUAAUGAGAUCUUGUCUCAAAAUAAUAAAAAAGGAUUGGGGAUGUAGCUCAGUGCUCCCUGCUUCCAAUCCCCAGUAUCGGGCUGGGUGGAUGGAUUUAAAGCAAGAGAAGAGGGUAGUGUGAUAGAGGUGGGAAUGGCCUCUCCAAGGAGGUGACAUUUUUUUUUUUGGUAUCAGGACCUUGCGCUUUUGAGGCAGGCGGCAGAACCACUGAGCUAAAUCCCUGGCCCAAGGAGGUGACAUCUGAGUACAGAUAUAAAUGAAGUGAGAGGCAGCCCUGUAAAUAUGUAGGGAAAGAACAGGCUGGACAGAGCAUCACAUGCAAAGGCCCUGAGGUAGGAAUGGGGUCAAUGAAAAAGGAAUUACUGUAUACUCAAAUGUUAUAAAACUUCAAUACUUUUAUUUUUGAUCAACUCAAAACAUUUAUUCAGUGCCUGUUAAAAGCCAGGCAUGGUACCAUGUGCUUUUUUGUCCAUUAUUCAUUUCUCAUAAUGGAAUAUAAGCAUGUUGUAGACAGGAGCUACAUCUAUUUCACUCCUUUGCUUUGGAGUCUGAUCUAGGAUAUUGUCUGGUGCCUAGAAGGCAGCUAAUGAAUGAGUGAAGCAAUCAAAUAAGUAGGCAUUCAUUAUUCCCAUAUCAGAGAUGGGGAAAACAAGGCUCAAAGAAGUUAAGUGACUUACUGCAGUUCACAUGACUAGGGGCUGCUGAGCCUGAGACUCACAUCCUGGUCCAUCUGACCACAAAGCCUUGGUUUUGCUACUCCCCCCAGCUGCUGUGGCUUCUGCUUCCUACAUUUGGGAAACUGAGGUUAAGCAUAAAAGCAAGAUGAAGGUCUCCUGUAAUCCUAAAAAUAAAACCAGCAAGCCACAGGCUCUGGGCUGCCAUUUUGGCCGUGAAGAUACAUUUUCAUCACAUGCAAAGGUUUCCAAAGACUUCCAAAGAUGGAAGGAACACCAGCAGUUAAGUAAAAGGUAUACAUUUAGUGUGAUCCAACACCACAUCAAGCCCUCAAGGCAACCAUGGGCUCCCAGGCCCUUGUAGUCGCUGAAGAAGGGAAAGCUACUGAACUGGCUGUAUGUCCCACCUUGUUGUUUGUGUCUUCCUGCAAUGCAAUGCCCAGUCCUUUGAAUCCAGUCACCAACAAAUGCUGCUGUUGUCAUGUGUAAACAACCAAAAUAAGUGCUGGUGGAAAAACCCAAGUGUAGUGAUUUUGAGACAUGAGUUUAUCUGUCACAUAGCCAGUGGUAUUAAAUCAUUCUCUGUUUGAGGAGUAGUCACUCUCCCCCACCAGCACCCUCUGUCUCCCUCUCUGUGGAGGUUAGAACAGCCAGAUUAGGCUAUUUUAGUGACUAGGCAGCCUUCAUUUCUGUGCUCUGACUGCCAUGGGGAGCAGCAAUUUGUUUGUCCAUAGUGCUGUCUGGUGGUCCUUUGAAUCACCUCCAAUGAUCACAGUCACCUUCUUUAUUCUCUUUUCCAUGCCUUUGGAAAAUGAUCCUGUUAC